Messenger RNA from Chrysoperla carnea, 1803 nucleotides. RefSeq lists its product as uncharacterized. Gene Ontology annotation, biological process: monocarboxylic acid transport; transmembrane transport. NCBI's taxonomy places the organism in Eukaryota, Metazoa, Arthropoda, Insecta, Neuroptera, Chrysopidae. The transcript is spliced from 8 exons. The record is from RefSeq and is a predicted model, not a curated record. Gene Ontology annotation, molecular function: monocarboxylic acid transmembrane transporter activity. The coding region runs from base 34 to 1803 and encodes 589 amino acids.
ACAAAUUAUUAUAAAUUAUGAUAAAAUAAAAUAAUGUCCGUAAAAAGUGAAUCAAAAGCUGUGGUAGAUAAAAUUGGUCUAUCGAGUUUUUCGGAAGGUUAUAGUGAACGUAGCGAAUUUUUAGUUGCAACACUUAUAGCGGUACCACCGGACGGUGGUUAUGGUUGGAUCAUUUUAUGUGCUUCAUUUUUUAAUAAUUUUUUGAUUGGAUUUUAUUAUGCAUUUCCGUUAGUUUUAUCGAAUAUAAGUCAAAAUCAUGCCCCGUUGACAUUUCAUGAAUUAGCUUAUUCAAUGGGUUUAGCUGGAUUUAGUUUUAAUAUUGCUGGUAUAAUUUCAUGUGGAUUAUUAAAUAGUUGUGGAUAUCGCGUUGGAAAUUUUGUGGGAACAAUUAUUUUAUUUCUGAGCUAUUGUACUUUAGCAUUUAGUCAUAAUGUUAUCAUGAUUUAUAUUUUUCAUGGUUUAUUUUCUGGUAUUGGAUUCGGAAUUAUGAAUGUAUCAUCAAUGCUAGCCGUUAAUCAUUAUUUCGAAAAAUAUCGUUUGGUAACAUCCAUCAUAAGUGGGGCCGGAGCAUGCUUUGGCAUUAUGAUAAGUCCGUUUAUAUUUUAUCUUUUUGCGAAGAAAGACGAAGAACAUAAUCAUGAAGAACAUGGCCAUUUAGGCAUUAUGAAGGAAUGUGAAUUAUAUUUAAUCAUUGCGAGUGCCAUCAUAGGCAUUGUUGGUUUAACCGCAUCAGCACUUUUGAAACCGUUAAAACCUAAGUUAUUAAUGUUACCAGAAGAAGGGAAAUAUUUUUCAUUAGCUUCAGUUCCACAUCUAAGUCAAGACGAGUCCACUCAUAAGAUUGGUUGUUGUUCCAAAAUGAAAAAACUUUCAAUACAAGAACUGCCAACACUUGCAAAUGUUAAGAGUGCAAUUCCAAGUAAAUUGGAGGUAAUCAAAGAUGAUACUGAUAAGGAUCCUGAACGUCAACAUAGUUAUGUAGCGCAUCCAUUUAAUCGUGACGAUAUAUUUUAUUCGCAAACUAUGAUGAAGAAUAAAGUUUAUACAGAAACACAACCAACUCAACAAACUGAAUCGUCAGGUGUUACAAAGGGCCAUCAAAAUGUCAAUUAUCAUAUGGCUGUAUCUCGCAUUUCGUUAAUAAAAGAUUUGGGCAAAAAAGGAUUUAAUUGUACGUCAACAUUAACAGAUGGAUUCUGGGGUGUUGUAUACUUUUUACGGGAAUUUUCACUGAUGAAAAAACCAUCCUAUUUGUGUCUGUUAUUAUCUGCUAUUUUCACUGGUGCUGGAAUGUUAACAACUUUUACAUUUUGGUUUGAUCAUUUAAUCACAAAAGAUUUUGACAUUACUAAAGGGGUAACUUGCUUUGGAACUAUUGGUCUUUCAAAUAUGGUUGGACGAUUUGUUUUGGGUUUUCUACUCACACGUAAAAAAUGUACUGGUCUGUGUAUUUAUACAUUUUCAUUGAUUAUGAUUACUAUUGAUCUCUUAUUGAUUGAUUUGUAUACAACGAAAACACAUUAUUUUUUUAGUGCAUUUAUUUUUGGGUUUUUUAUUGCUUCGGUUCAUAUUGUAUAUACGGAUAUCAUAGUGAAUUUUAUUGGAUUGGAAAAAUUAACAAGUGGAUUUGUCUAUUUAUUAUUAUUUUUUGGUAUUGGUGAAAUUUUGGGUGUAUCUAUAUGUGGUCUAAUAACUGCUGCUUCUGGCACUAACAUGAAAAUUCAAUUACCUGGUAUAUAUUUUGCAAUAAGUUCAAUAUUUUGUAUAAUAAUUUAUAUAAUCAAGCGUUGUAAACCUAAGUGA